UAUACGCAGCAGGGAAGUGUAUGUUGCAGGGCCAGUGUGAAUCGCUCUCAGCAUCCGGUCUGUACUCGGGGCUCAUCCAUUACCUGGCGGCGAACCGACCGCGGGACACGGCUGGGAGGCACAUUUGUCAUGGGACUGGGUGAGCAGUCUCUGCAAGGAUGGGCGUCCUGGCUGCUGUUUUGUCUGCUCAGGAUGGCUGAAUAUGGCGUCCAUGGUGAGCGCUCGGAAAAUGUCUACCUUUCAGGGCUCCCGCAGGCUUGUGGAGGGAUUCCUCAACAGAUCGUACAGCCUAGCGGUAUCAUCACCAGUCCGGGCUGGCCUAUAGAAUACCCGUCAAGAAUAAACUGUAGCUGGUACAUCCGUGCCAACCCUGGAGAAACCAUCACUAUCAGUUUUCAAGAGUUUGACCUUCAGGGAUCAGCUACGUGCAAUUUCGACUGGUUAUCUAUAGGUCCGUCUCAGAAUUCUGAAGGGGCCAAGGCGUGCGGUUCUACCAUCCCAGUGCCGUAUACCUCCUCACAGGACCACGUAUGGAUCAAGUUUCAUGCAGAUGACCACAUCUCGAGAAAAGGAUUCCACUUAUCUUAUGCUGCAGGAAAGAAAAAAUGUGAACGGAACAGAUUUCGCUGUGACAAUGGAAAAUGCAUUUCCGAAACCUUAAAAUGUAAUCGCAUGGACGACUGCGGAGAUGGUUCCGAUGAGAAACUAUGUGCCAAGCUGAACCACCCGACGGAGGCGUCCUUUCAGCCCUGCGCUUCUAACCAGUUCCAGUGCCUGUCGCGUUUCACGAAAGCCUACACCUGCUUGCCUAACUCCCUGAAAUGUGAUGGGAACAUCGACUGCCUGGACUUGGGAGAUGAGAUUGACUGCGAGUUACCUACUUGUGGGCAGUCCCUGAAAUACUUCUACGGUGCAUUCAGCUCCCCCAACUACCCUGAUUUCUACCCCCCUGGCAGCAACUGCACGUGGCUUAUCGACACAGGAGAUCGCCGCAAAAUUAUCCUGCGUUUUACGGACUUCAAGCUGGAUGGCACCGGCUAUGGAGACUACGUAAAAAUUUAUGAUGGGUUGGAGGAAAACUCCCGUAAACUUUUGCGGGUUUUAACCGCUUUCGACUCCCACGCUCCCCUUACUGUAGUCUCAACAUCCGGUCAAAUCCGGGUCCAUUUCUGUGCCGAUAAAGUCAACGCAGCCAGAGGAUUCAAUGCGACGUACCAAGUGGACGGCUUUUGCCUCCCCUGGGAGAUCCCCUGCGGUGGUAACUGGGGCUGUUACACCGAGCAGCAGCGCUGCGACGGCUACUGGCACUGCCCCAACGGAAGGGAUGAGCUGAACUGCUCCAUGUGCCAAAAGGAUGAAUUCCCUUGCUCCAGAAAUGGGGUCUGCUAUCCGCGGUCGGACCGCUGCAAUUACCAGAACCAUUGCCCCAACGGAUCAGAUGAGAAAAACUGCUUCUUUUGCCAGCCCGGAAACUUUCACUGCAAAAAUAACAGAUGCGUCUUUGAAAGCUGGGUGUGUGAUUCGCAGGAUGACUGCGGCGACGGCAGCGAUGAGGAGAACUGUCCGGUGAUCGUGCCCACACGUGUUAUCACUGCGGCAGUGAUUGGCAGCCUCAUAUGUGGGCUGCUGCUGGUGAUUGCUUUGGGCUGUACCUGCAAGCUCUACUCUCUACGCAUGUUUGAACGCAGGUCCUUCGAAACACAACUUUCACGGGUAGAGGCUGAUCUAUUGAGACGAGAAGCCCCGCCGUCUUACGGCCAGUUGAUUGCUCAAGGGUUAAUCCCUCCAGUUGAGGAUUUUCCGGUGUGCUCUCCAAACCAGGCAUCUGUUUUGGAAAACUUGAGAAUUGCUGUACGCUCUCAGCUGGGAUUCACAUCCAUUCGACUGCCAAUAGCCGGCAGGUCCAGCAACAUCUGGAAUAGGAUUUACAAUUUUCUACGGUCCCGAAACUCUGGUUCUCUGUCUUUGGCAUCUACCAGUGGCGAUGGUACUACAAGCCAAGGAGCCAGUCAAGGAGAUAGAGGCAGCGCCCACAGGGGACUCUUCUCUGUGGAGUCUGAUGAUACCGAUGGGGAAAAUGACAGAAGAGAUGCUCAAGGGGCUGUUGGCGGUGUUGCUGCUCCUUUGCCUCAGAAAACUCCUCUUGCUUCCGCUGUGGAAGCGACAGUGAGCGGAAGCGGGAGCUCUACUACUCCAGCAUCUAACAGUAGACCAGCAGACAACAUCAGGGAGACCCCUGCUCCAGAACCUCCAGUUGUAAGUCCAGCCCGACAGCAGCUCAGCAGCGCCCUUAGUAGAAUGACUCAAGGUUUGCGUUGGGUGCGCAUUGCUCUCGGGAGGUCAAGCUCUGCAGGUCAGAACCAAAGCCCCCUGAGGCAACUCGACAACAGUGGAGCUGGAAGAGAAGAUGACGACGACGUAGAGAUGUUGAUUCCAGCCUUAGACUUUGACCUUAAUGACUGCACUAGGCCGUUACUAGAUCUUGCCUCGGAGCAGGGGCAGGGACUUGCACAGCCUAGCGCAACACCUCAAGGAGCGAGGUCCUGCAGUCGCGACGGUCCUUGUGAGUGCUGUGGUAUAGUCCACACUGCUCAGAUCCCAGACACCUGCUUGGAAGCGGUGCUCAAGAAUGAAACUAGCGAUGACGAAUCCUUGCUUCUCUGCUAGGCACACACCUGGCACUUGGGAAUCGUGUUAUGGAGCAAUAUCUAGUCACCAUUUUGUACUUCACAGAAACCAACUAACGCUUGGGAUCUUCAGGCCGUAAAAAAAAAUUACAAAAAUAAAAUAAAACACAGGAACCAGUUCUGCAUCUUGGCCCUUGUGGUUUACCACCAUGAGCGUCUGCGGAGAUAUUGGUGGAUGAUCCAUGAGCUUUUGACGGUACAGAAUUAGUCUAGUUUACGCUGUGUAUUGAUUCGUUGUGUAUGUGAGUAGCAGGUACAUGCACCCGAACACGAGCGGUAACGAGCGAGACUUUGCUUUGGGUGUAACGCAGCGAUCCUCUGGUACAAAACAAAAAUCACAAUUUCAGAAUUUGAACCCGGAUAAAGUGUUUUUUGUUUUGUUUUUUUUCUUAUUUCAUUUAUUGAGUGUUUUCGCUUUGUUAUGCCUUAUUGGUGUAUAUUAUUUUGUACGGGUCCUGUCAGACUCUCAGACCUCAGUUUUUUUUUCUUUUGUUUGUUUUUUUUAUUUUCCAUUUAAGUGUUUUAAAUAUAUAUAUUUUUUUCUUUAUAAUUGUAUAUUUGUAAAUGGAACUGUCACCGAAGUACAGCUCAGACCUUUGUGCGUGUUUACCGAGUAUGUAGUCUACAUAUUUGCUAGGGACAAGGCCACCAUGUUAAUAUUUACGGGCUCCCACAUGUAUUAGUGGCUUAUGGUUACCUUGUGAAAGAAUAGAUUACAUUGUUGAAUCAGACUUGCCGUUUCUGCUGUCCUGAGCGCCGGGGUCCACUUGGGAACUCAUUACUUGAAAUCACAUAUCAGUGGGCGCCUACAGCUUACCUGGACAUUACUUCCAGAUGUGUAGAUUAGUAGCCUUGCUCAGAAAAGAAAAUAUUUGAUCAAGGUGCAGUACCUCCUCUUGUCCAGCGACGUCACUGUUGUGAGCUGUAAAGAAGGUACAGUAUACAGUAAACCGGUGUAUAAGGAAGGAAGGUCCUUUAAAAUCAUGUAAAAACUCCAGACAAAGGAUUAAAAUAUAUAUUUUCAAGAAUAUUCUCUCUUACUGAAAACCUUUUCUUUUUCGUUAGAGGGGAUGUCUUAACUCCUCCAAGCCCUGUUAAAUAAAGGAGUUGUCCAGGGCCUGAAAACCAUGACUGCUUUUUUUUACAAAAACAAUAGCUCAUGGGGUUGUCUGGUAUUGCAGCUCAGUUCCAUUAAAAUAAAGAGGGCUGAGCUGCAAUUCCCCACACAACCUGUGGAGAGGGGUGGUGCUGUUUGUGGCAGAAAGCAGCCAUGUUUUUUUGUUUUUUAAAUCCUGGACAAUCAGUACAAUAAUACACGUAGAGAUCAUGUAUUACUAAGCUUAACAGGGCUUGCAGGAGGUCACACAUUCCCUUUAAAAGGCUUGCUAUAGGGAAAAUUAUUUUAAAAAAAUAUAUAAUUUUUUUAUUUUUAUUUUUUUAAAAUAUAUUCUCAUUGGAGCUAUGGUUAAAAGGGAAUGUCAUUUUUAAAGGGCUCCCGUUGCCUGGAUCUCCUGGCGAAAGUCAUAUUGGUGGCGGAGCCCAUUUGGCAGCUAGUAGAUCCGUUUGCAGGGUAGAUCACCUCUAGUUGCUUAGGAACCAUACAACUUGCUGUGUGGUUGACCACCAUUUCCAUAUGUGAUGCUGCAUGCGUAGAAGAGCUCAGUUCUGCCUCCUAGGAGGAGUAUAUAGGUCUGUAUUUGGUGGCUCUCACAGAAGAAGGGUAUAGAUCAUUUAAAAUGCAAGAGACGAGGAGGAAAAAGAUCUGCGUUGUCCUUCUUUUAAGGUUGUGCUAACUGUUUAGGGCAGCGGUCAGCAACCUCCGCCACUCCAGCUGUUGAGAAACUACAACUCCCAGCAUGCUCCAUUCACUUUUAUGGGAGUUCCAAGAACAGCCAAGCAAGUGUGCAUGCUGGGAGUCGUAGUUUAACCACACCUGGAGUGCUGAUCCCUGGUUUGGGGUAAGGUAUGAAAGAACAUUUUUGUAGCAAGUAAACAUAGCCAUGGAGCUUAAAGGGAUUUUAGCAUAUUAGAUGGACUCUUUCUUCCAAAAUCAGCACCACGCCCGUCCAUAGUCUGGGUCUGGUAUUGCAGCUUGAAGUGAAUGAGACUGGGCUGCAAUAAUGCACGCAGGUGUUCCAUCGUGUUGUGGAAGAAAAGAAAGCAGUCAUAUUUUUCUAAUACUGUUACCACUUUAAUAACCAGACCUCCCCUUAAGUUCACGUGUUAGCAAAUAAUACACCGUAUUUUUCACCCUAUAAGACGCACCCCAAAGUAUGGGGGAAAUGUCAGUGCGUCUUAUGGGGUGAAUACUAAUGAGCGCGUCCAUUAUGGGAGCACUCAUUAGUACAGGAAGACUGGAGAGCGGUGAAUGUAGCGCUCUGUACUCGCCGCUUCCUUGUCUUGUCCUGCAGGGUGCCACACGCUGUGCUGUAACCUGCAAACAGCGUGAGGACAUCGACACGCUCUCUGACCUCAUGCUGUGUGACGUCUGGUCGCAGCCAUCCUUAGCGCUCAUUCAGACGCCCGUAUGUGUUUUGCUGUCAGCCAAGAUGCUGAUCCGUUUUUUUUUUUUUGCAAACAGUUCAGUGUGUCCACAAAAAAAAACAUUGCAUUCCGCAUUUUUGCGGACCUAUAGGCUUCAAUGGGGCCACGUCCUGAUAUUUACUGACAAGUAUAGGACAUGUUUCAUUUGUUUUGUGGGGCCGUGGAAUGGAAAAGGACUGUGUGCUGUCCUUAUCGUUUGGGGCCUCUUAGAAAUGAAUGGAUCAGAAGCGGAAAGCAACAUACGGCUGUCUGAAUGAGCCCUUAAGAACACCUGUCCCCACUCCUGACAUGUCUGUUUUAGAAAAUACUUGAAAUAAUUACAUUAUUUUUUAAAAAUGUUUUUUAUUUACUCUUUUACCUAUCAUUUGUGAUGUCCCACUGUUAUUCCUGCUAGAAAUGUAUGAAUAAUUGACAACUGGGUGUUAGCAGUUGACGGACUGUCAGUGCACAUUAUGACGCUAUCCGAUCGGUGUCACUGUGUAGGGACACACUCCAUUGGCGAAAAUAACACCCAGUUGUCAUUUUUUCUCUCAUCAAUCUCUAGAUGGAGAUACAAAGGAACAACUCUGCUCUGAGAAAAAUGAGGAAUGCAAGUAUUCACUAAAACAGAGAUGUCAGCAGAGCAGACAGGACUUCUUUAAGGGGGGUCCAUGGCCUGAGGCUUGCGCUGGGCCAGUAAGGUUAAUCACCAGGGCUACCUCCAUGGUCCUCCAUGGUGGAUCUCCAUAACCAAGGGCCAUCAUGGCAGGUAAUACUUCAGGGACUGGAGUAGUAAUAAAUCCUGGAUUACUUAAUUUAAUGGGGUGAAGAAUACCUACGCAUCAGGGAAAAAUGGUUAUACUAAUUAGAAAAUUCACCAUGUCAUGGUUUACAAGAUCCAGGCCUAUUGGGGUCAUAUUUCAGUGUUUGCCCUACCGAAUAUUAAAGGGGGAAGACAAAAUUGUUGUUCUCGCCACUGGUUAGGUGGCGAGUAUUUGAGAGCCUUCAGAAUAUGCAAAGAGGUAUCUCCCAUGGAAGAGAACCAUCUCGCUAGCACCACCUCGUGGAACUGGUGAUCGACUUUCCAACUUGAUCAGGGGGCUCUAGCCAAGCCAGAUAUCCAUUCACUUCCUAUAGGUGGUGCUGGUGAGCUGUUUUUGUUUUUUGGGAGUUACUGCUUUGCCUAUUCAUGUCCUUGGAGCGUUGCCAAUAAGUCUCCAUACCAUGCAGUAGAUAUACAGUAAAUCUGUAUUUUAUGAGGGGGAGUUGAUCUCCGUACAUCACCCUUCAGGGGCCUCCUGUAUAGUGUUAUUUGUCCCCUCGGCGAUUACAGGAGGCAAUUCUUUGCUAGUCAUAGAAGCUUACAUAUUGUUUUAUAUCAUUGUCUAGGAGAUUUGACGUAAUCACACCUGGUCCUGUCAAUCAAAGUGCAGAGGGCGCAGCAGUUAGAGAGAGCAGAGCCUCUAGGUGUAACGGCAACGCCCCCGUUGCUCUUAGAGUCUCAUUUGCAUAUAAUAAAACAUCAUAUUUCUCAGCAAUGCGGGCACAUAGGAACGUGGGACCGACACAGAUGUCUUCAGCUGCACAUGUAACAGGCCAGCCAGUGUCACAGAUGCCCUUAAAGUAACAAUUUUGAAAAGCCAUUGGGGAUCAUUUACUAACGACUGACAUUUCACACACCAGCCUCAGUAAGAAGCCGGCUGGUGAAAGAUGUGAACAGUUUAAGGAAUUUGUCACCCCUGUGAUGUCCAUGCACCAGAAAUCGGAACCUACACCACCUAGGAGCGUAGAUUUCCGUUAUAAUUUCCACCAGUUUUCUGGUGUAAAUUAUAUUAAAUGCGUCAUGCCAUAUUGUGUCCCCAACCCCUUUAAAAAGUGUCAGUCUGCAUAAAACAUGUCACAAUUGUUGCACAAAAUAGUUUGUUCCAGAUUUUUGGGGGUUUGUGUUUUUUUGGGGGAUUUUUUUCCUUUCAAAAACCUGAUGUAAAUCCUUCAUAAAUGACCCCCAUCGACUUUUAGGGGGCGGGUAGGUUAUGGUAUCUGUAAGGUAAAGCUUUGGUCUCCUGGUGGAAGAAUAGAAAUGGUUAUCCCAUUAAUCGUUUUCAUACCAAAAGGCUGUUUAUAACCAUUUUCUAAUAAUCUGCAGUGUUUAUAGCAUAAAGUACCCUUCUCAUAAAUGUUUGUUUCCAUGUGCCCCCUUGGUGUUGCUGCUAAUCUGUGCUGCUCUAAACAGAAUCUGUCUCCUUCCCCCUCUGGCAGCUGAUAAUAUAGUCCUUACAUGCCCCACGGAAGGAGUCUUCUCAGCUAUACUGCCAUGCUACUGCAAAGGCUGUCUAGCAUCAUGGCGGUAUUUGUCGGCUGAUCCGUAGUGUGGGUCGCCAUGGACCCAUACUUUGAACACUGGUAGCAGUUGUUCCUCCCUUAUUCAGUUGCAUUGGAACUUUGUAAUCAGGCUAGUGCAAACGAGCGCCUAUGGAUGUUCUCAUCAAUCAGCGCUCGCAUUGCCAUAAAAGUUCUGUUCUCCCCUCACGACCGAAUCUGUGAUGACUUCUGUAAUCAGGAUGGUUCCACCGUUGGGCGGGCCCUCUUCUGUAUAAUAGUACUGGGCAUAUCUUACACGGGGAAGCCCUACUUGCAGUUUCCAAUGAAGGGAAAGGAAAAGAGAUUACUAUGCAUUGCCUUGAAUUUUUAAGUAGGUCUUAAAUUUUUUUUUAUUUUUUUUUUGGGGG
Bufo gargarizans (Asiatic toad) is the source of this 7939-nucleotide messenger RNA. RefSeq names its product LDL receptor related protein 12 (gene LRP12). The coding region runs from base 130 to 2667 and encodes 845 amino acids. The record is from RefSeq and is a predicted model, not a curated record. The transcript is spliced from 8 exons. Gene Ontology annotation, cellular component: microtubule; cilium. Gene Ontology annotation, molecular function: microtubule binding. NCBI's taxonomy places the organism in Eukaryota, Metazoa, Chordata, Amphibia, Anura, Bufonidae. Gene Ontology annotation, biological process: cilium assembly.